This is a messenger RNA of Botrytis cinerea B05.10, 2063 nucleotides long. RefSeq lists its product as hypothetical. Bases 287 to 1573 code for a protein of 428 amino acids. The transcript has a single exon. Lineage: Eukaryota; Fungi; Ascomycota; Leotiomycetes; Helotiales; Sclerotiniaceae. The record is from RefSeq and is a predicted model, not a curated record.
GGGCGAAAUAGGGUUUAUAACCUCCCUUCUUGUUUUGCUCUCCUACUUACAAGGACUUCUCUUUUCUCUUUCCAACAUCAUAAAUAUUCAAUUCCUUCUUCCAAAAAUUGUCAUCUCGACAAUUAAUUGAAUAUCACUUUGAUUCAAGCCCACACGAAACAGAAAGCCUCUUCAUCAGAACAUCUCCUGAUGUCCCAAUAAGUCGAUCGAUUCCCCCAAUUCGAGAGAGCUCUAGAGCUUGAUUACGGCAUCACUUUGAUAUUCUACUAUCUGCGGUUCAUUCAUCAUGAGUAGCACAAGUUUACUCACCACCGUUAUCGGCUGGACUGUUGUCCUCGGUGCAGCAGGAUACUACUACGUCAACAACAAAUCCAAGGUCAAGGCUAAAGCUCAAACUGCCGUCAAACAAGCCACAAAGGUUGUUGAAGAGCGCAAGGAGCCAAAGUCCAAGAAGUCAAAGAAGGAUGCCUUGAGCAGUGGUGAACAAGAUAAAAAGUCAUCUGCCAAAGCUGAAAAGAAGAAAACUCCCGCUCCUCAAAAAACCGAACCCAAACAAGAAACUGUUAAGCCUGUCGCCAAUGAUUCCGAUGAUGACAACGAUGCGGAGAACAACCGUAAAUUCGCUCUUCAAUUCGCCAAAACUCAAGCUGGUACUCAAUUCUCUGGUAACUCCUCUUCAUCUACAAGUCGUCAAAAGUCUGUUAAACAAUCUCGUGCACAAGAAAAGGAGAUUAAGGACUCUGGAAACAUGACUGCCGGCGAUGCUGAUGACGAUCGAUCUCUCACUGAUUCUCCUGAAGUUGGCCCAACCAAGGGUGCUUCUCCUGUCGCAAGUGGUAUCGCUGAUAUGCUUGAACCUGCCGCUCCUGGUCCAUCCGUCUUGAAGGUUACUGAGCCUACCAACCCUAAGCCAGCCAAGAAAGAAAAGGCCAAGGCUGCUCCUCAACCUGCCGAAACCAAGAAGCAAAGACAAAACCGCGCCAAGAUUGAAGCUGCCAAGGUUGCGAGAGAGCAAGAGGAAAAGGAACGUAAGGUCAAGGAAGAAAAGCAACGUCGUACCGCCAGAGAAGCUGAAGGUAGAGCUGCUAAGGAUGGUAGUCAAUUCAUGGCCUCCCAAGCUGCUAACUCUGCUUGGACUGCCUCCUCUGCCAACACAUCAAACGCUCCCGUCAACAAAUACGAUUUACUCGACACCGCCGAAAACAAGACAGAUGAGAAGGUCAAGGUUGUUGUUCCAGCUGAAAACUUUUCCGAGAGCGAGGUUACUGGUACUCAAUGGCAAGGAUAUGGUGACGACGAUGAGCGUGUCAAGACCAUCAUUGAAGAUUCUCGUGAAUGGGAGCAAGUCUCCAGCAAGAAAAAGAGAGCAAAGAAGGACAAGAAGGAGAUUAUUGGUGCAGAGGGAGCUGGAACCACUAGUUCAACCGAUGAGAAAGAGUACACCAUUCCACCAAAGACUGAGAAAAGUCCUCCAGGACAAAAGUGGACAUCUGACCUCACUUAUGUCGACAGUGAUUAUAAUGUUCAUGAUGUUCAAAAAGACCUCCAGGAUUCUGAAUGGGUUGUUUCAUAAUCAUCAUGACUUCUCGACAUCAGUCUUCAUCUCAAGAUUAAACUUCUAGUCUUGAUUUUUAUCUGUCACCACCAAAUUCGAAUUUCCCAUUCUUGUAUUCUCAUGGCGUUUGAGCCUUCCUUCACAUGUACAUUGUGAUAUUCGGGGAGGAAAGGUUACUUUUGACUGCAUAGGAUCUCAAAUGACUUUUCUAAGAGUCUUUGCGUUGGUAUCACGGAUGGUGGGCAUAUUGCAUAGGAUGAUGCACACGCUUUGAUUGACGUUUUCGAAUUCUUUUAAUUUGAUUGGCGUCUAUGGUCAAACUUUAUCUGAUUCGUAUGACAACUGGAUGUCAGAACAAAAUUUCAAUUUGUUUACGUUUGCGGUUUUUUUUUUUAAUUUAUUUUCAAGAUCACGAUCAUGAUUAUAAACAAUGUACCAUCAAAUGACAUUCAUGUAUUUGACACGAUAGUUUUAUGAAGUUAACAAUUCAUAGACCAAAAAAUGAUCA